AUGGUGGGAUCAGGUUCUUCAGGUGGAGAUUUACGAACUCCACAGUUUGAUGGUGCAAACUACGAUUUUUGGGCUGUCAAAAUGGAGACUAUCCUCAUAGCACAUGAUCUAUGGGAUGUAGUAAAGGUCGGAGUACAACCUCAGCCGAUUCUCAAGGAGGAAGAAGGCUCUGGAGGUGAAGGAAGUGAGGCUGAUCAAGUUCCAGUGGAAGCACCCACCAUCUCCAGAGAAGACAAAAUCAAAACUGCCAAGGCACUGAGUCUUAUUCAAGGAGCAUUAACUGAUGAGCUCUUCCCUAGCAUCAGAAAUGAAAAGACUGCAAAACACUAUGCCAAAAAAGGCCUUUAG
Messenger RNA from Prunus mume (Japanese apricot), 348 nucleotides. Lineage: Eukaryota; Viridiplantae; Streptophyta; Magnoliopsida; Rosales; Rosaceae. The record is from RefSeq and is a predicted model, not a curated record.